This is a messenger RNA of Rotaria socialis, 2601 nucleotides long. The record is from the annotation of a GenBank genome assembly. NCBI's taxonomy places the organism in Eukaryota, Metazoa, Rotifera, Eurotatoria, Philodinida, Philodinidae.
AUGAUAGCACGAUUAUUACUAUAUUUGCUUCCGUUCGGAUUAUUUGCCAUAUUGUUACCAAUGGGAAGUAAUGCACAAUCAUGUGGUCCCGGAACCUAUCAAACAACCAUUGGCAAUUCAUCGGUUCAAGUUUGUUUGAAUUGCUCUGCCGGUACUUACGGUCCGUACUACGGACUUUCUAGUUGUUAUACAUGUCCUGCCGGUUACUAUUGUCCGGCUGGAGCAACCACAACAAACGGAUGCCCUCCAGGAACAUACCAACCGAAUCUAGGCGGUACCUCGAUACAGGCUUGUUUAAAUUGCACUGCUGGUACUUACAGUUCAUACUACGGAUUUUCGACCUGUAAUACAUGUCCUGCUGGUUAUUAUUGCCCGGCUGGAGCAACCACCAUAAAUGGAUGCCCUCCAGGAACCUACCAACCGAAUCUAGGCGGUACCUCGAUACAGGCUUGUUUAAAUUGCACUGCUGGUACUUACAGUUCAUACUACGGAUUUUCGACCUGUAAUGCAUGUCCUACUGGUUUUUACUGCCCAGCUGGAGCAAAUAGUACAAGCGCAUGUCCUUCAAGAAGCUACCAACCAAUUGCAGGUAGUUCUUCGGCUCAAGCUUGUUUGCAAUGUCCUAUAGGUACCUACAGUUCUUACCCGGGAGCAUCAAUCUGUUCCAAUUGUCCAAUUGGUUAUUAUUGUAAUGCAUCUGGUGUAAGCACCCCGACCCCGUGUCCUGCAGGAACCUAUCAACCAAUUUGGGGUCGCGUCUCUAUACAAAGUUGUUUGCAAUGCCCUAACGGCACUUAUAACCCCAACACCGGACAAUCGAGCUGCUCCGUCUGCCCUAGUGGUUCUUAUUGUACUUCGGGUGCUAGUAGUCCAACACCGUGCCCUAUUGGAACUUAUCAGCCAAGCACAAGCAGCUCCUCGGCUCAGGCUUGCUUGAAUUGUAAUGCGGGUACUUCUAAUACAAUGGCUGGACAAUUAAGCUGCUCAGUAUGCCCUAUCGGUUAUUAUUGCGAUGGAUCUGGGAUAAACAACGUAAAACCAUGUCCUUCUGGAACGUAUCAACCAGUACCGGGUAGCACGUCAUCUAAUGCAUGUCUCAACUGUCGUGCUGGUACUUACAAUCAAAAUACUGCUCAAUCGGUUUGUACGAGUUGCUCUAGUGGCUACUAUUGCAAGGCUGGUGCAAGCAGCCAGGAAUCUUGUCCUACAGGAACCUAUCAGCCCAUCAUGGGUGCCACAUCGGCUCAAGCUUGUUUGAAGUGUCCCAACGGCACGUACGCUUCAAAUAUCGGACAGCCAAAUUGCCUCACUUGCCCUAGUGGUUACUAUUGUUCAGCAGGUGCAAGCAAUGCUGAACCAUGCCCCUCCGGAACCUAUCAGCCCAUUGAAGGUAGUAUUUUGGCUAGCGCUUGUUUACCAUGCCCAAGCGGUACUUAUAAUCUGAGAACUGGGCAACCGAGUUGCUCCAUUUGCCCUAGCGGUAGCUACUGUAUGGGUAAUUCAAGUACCUUCCAAACAUGUCCUACAGGAACUUAUCAACCACUUGUGGGAAGUAGUACGGUGCAAGCCUGCUUAAAUUGUUCUCUUGGUACUUACAAUCCAAACUCUGGAGCGUCAUCUUGCUCGAGUUGUCCUGCAGGUUCUUAUUGUAACAUGCCUGGAGCAAGCAAUGCACAAUCAUGUCCUUCUGGUACUUAUCAGCCAAGCGGAGGCGCUAUCUCUGUUCGAGCCUGCUUAAAUUGUCCAAAUGGCACUUACAGUACAAGUGCUGGAAUGUCUUCCUGCUACAGUUGUCCUAAUUACUAUUAUAUUUAUUGUGCAUCUGGGCCCAACAUAACAGUACCCUGUCCCACAGGGACCUAUCAAAGUUUUACGGCUAAUACUUCGAGCUCUACUUGUUUAAGCUGCCCUGUUGGCACCUACAAUCCAUCAACGGGACAAUCAAUUUGUUUGAGAUGUCCCACUGGUUAUUAUUGUGAUGUAGCGGGUGCAAGCAAUGUAAAAAUGUGCCCUAGUGGAACCUAUCAGCCAAUUCCCGGUGCUGCGUCGAUUCAAGCUUGCUUGAGUUGCCCCAGGGGCACUUACAAUUCAAAUCCUGGACAAUCGAGUUGCUCCAGUUGCCCUGUUGGUUAUUAUUGUGGAACUAGAUCCACCAACAUUCAACCAUGCCCUUCGGGAACAUAUCAACCAAUACCUGACAGCGCCACUGCUAAUUCAUGUUUGACUUGUCCUGUGGGCAAUUUUAGUCCAUCGCCUGGACUGCCCAGCUGCUCAGGUUGCAGUUCGGGUGCUUAUUGCAAUGGAAAUGGAAGUAGUAGUGUAAAAUUAUGUCCUUCUGGGACCUAUCAACCAUUUACGGAUGUUCUUACGGCUCAAUCAUGUUUGAGUUGUCCAACUGGGAGUUAUAAUCCGUCAGCUGGGCAGAUCAAUUGCUACAUUUGUCCUGCUGGCUAUUACUGUGAUGAAACUGGAGCGAGCAGCGCUGAAAUUUGUCCUUCUGGAACUUAUCAACCAACUCCAGGUGGUGUCUCAGCUCAAGCCUGUUUAAGUUGUACAAAUGGUACCAACAAUGCAUAUCCUGGGCAGCUGACUUGCAACUAG